UUUGUUCACUUUGAAGGCUUGUGCAGCACAUUUCACCAACCCAAAAUCAUUGUUCUACACAUGUGUGGGCGUUUUCAGCGGUCGGCCCCAUGAUGUGACAUCAAUGUCAGAAAAGCUCACUGCUGUACUUGCCAGAUGUGAGAGAAUCCAACAAGGGGCAGAAACCCUGUCCAAUUUGCCCAGUCAUUUGGCAGAGCGGCUUCAAAAAUUGUAUUCAAAAUGUGAGAGGUUGAAGCAAGCCAAUUCACAGGAGCAUUCCAAUUCUUCGAUAGAUCGCGUGGAUGCAGGCGAUGAAGAUCUUCAAAGGGAUGAAGUGGCAUUGACCGAUCCUUAUCUUCUCGAGGAAGAUGAAGAAGCGGAGGCAAAGAGGACACCGGGCCUUGCUGCACAGGAGCCGAAGGAGCAAGAAUCGGAGUUGGAAGAAGAGGUCAAGGAGGCUGAGGAGGGAAAGGAGGAGAGAGACGAGGUUGGAGACGAGGCUCGAAGUUCCGCUGAGCCUGGUGUGAGCGACGUGAGUCACUCCGAGAAGUUGAAGAGCCAGGUGGAGCAGCUGGAGCGCUCUCCCGCUGAAGCCAGUGAUGUUGCAAGUGCCGCUUUGGAAACUGUUCAGUUCGUGAGCUGUGCUUGGAACAACUUGCCAGUGAACGUUGAGUUCGUGGAGAAGGAGGUGCGUUACAUUGUGGAAAAGAAAUUGGGAGAGAGCUCUGGAAGCGCCAUUUAUGCGAUCCGCUCUGCAAAUGGUGGGGGGUUUAUCGUCAAGAUGUCGGCGGAGAACAAGGAGCCCUUUGCCAGGCUUUUUCGCGAGGGCGAGUUGCAGAAGGUGGAGCUUGAGAACGUGAUGCUGGAUAUUUUCGAUGUGUCUUCCUUUGUCCAGACCCUCACUCAAGUCAUCUCAGACUUCAAUGCCUCUAUGUCGACUCCAAUGCUGCCAACCGUGCCGCUUGAGCAAUCCGCGUUCAAGGUCUUGUUCUCGGGCGACGAGGGAACGCGAAGUGUCGAAGAGAAACCGGGAGAGACUCGGGAGGUGGCAACUUGGUCCAAGGCCAAGCCACAGGCACCGCCCAAGUCUUUGUCCACGAUGCUGGAAAGCUAUGUCGACGAGGACAGUGUGAGCAAUGUGUCGGAUCCCAAUCCUGAAGAACCUGACGGAUCUGACGCGAAGGUGGAGGUCUCUGGACCUGUCACGGCAGAAGGGGCCAAAGCACGCGCUGUGGCUCGCAUGGCAAAGAGCCAAACAAAGGCAAAUACGAAAGAGGAUGAAGACCUUGAAGAAGAUCAGGUGCAUGAAGUGGAUGUGCUCAAAGGCCCGAAUGAAGUUGGCGAAGGAGCCUUUACUUGGGAUCCAGCAACGGGACAAUUCGUGAGGGAAGAGAUCCCAGCUGACAUAGCUGAAGAGUUUCGGCGCAAGCCUUUGAACUUGGAGGAUUAUCAGCAGCGGGUGCUGAUGGCCCAGUUGCAAGACAAAAAGCGACGUUUGCAACAGCAGCAAGAAGAGAGAGAUCGCCAGCGGCAAAAGUUAGAGAAGCAACAGGAGCAGGAGCGACUGCAAGCACAGCGUGAGCAGCAGCUUACCAGGGUGCUGGAGUCAUAUGCUCAGGAGUCUCCACCUGAUGCUAGUGGUCCUGGCCUUGAGCAUGCAGGGGCGCAAGUACCGCCGUUGCUGGUUCCGCAUGACGCGACCAACGUUGAUCAGCUAACGCUACUCCAAUCUGCCCAAGCAGCCCACGCAGCACAAGUAGCCCAAGCGGCACAGAUCCAACAGCAAGCGUUCAGACUGCAAGUCCAACAGCUGGCAGCUUUGCACGGUGUCUUGAAUGCCGCGAGGCACAAGAGAAUCUCUUAUUAUGUGUGCUGACGCUUUGCACAACGCUUUCAGCUUUUAAUCAAGUCCUUUUUAACGCGUGCUUUUCUUGUGGGAACACGUAAAUUCAGAGGCAUGCUGCACAUCCUUCAGUCCAAAAUCACAAGUCGCUUUCUUAGCACUGCCAACAUUCUGCCAUAUUGCGAUAUGUUACUUUACCUUGUCACAGAUUUCAAAAGGAUGAUGGAAUUCUUCGAUUGCAGUCGAAUUCAAACACACAUCGAAUGGUUUCCAGUUGGCAAAUGCCUGGAGUCACUCCCGGCAUGGCGCAACAUUUGGGUCUUGCCUCUCAGAUCUAUUCCUGGAUGGCAGGCCAAGCUGCCUUUGGAUCUUUGUGAUUUCUUUCGAAAGAGAGAGAAUCGCUGGGAAAGAGGCUCUUGAGCUUUAGUUUUGUGGAAGAGAUGAGCAGCGCUGACUUCAAGGACUUCCGACGAAGCACUUACGACCUACCGUGACCUAUGCGACCUCCGACUCCUGUCCAGACGGCCGGUCAAGACAAGACGGCCCGCCGAGUCCCAGCAGCGCUGCCUGCGGUCCAUGAGUUGAUGUCGGCCAAAGGAGUCUUUUCUACAUAGCAGUGCUAUGAGCAGUACAUGGCCCUAGCUGAGCUAGCUUGCUCCAGUUAACGAAAGAUGUACAUAAUAUGAGUCAAACUAUACCAGAG
Messenger RNA from Durusdinium trenchii, 2525 nucleotides. The record is from the annotation of a GenBank genome assembly. Lineage: Eukaryota; Dinophyceae; Suessiales; Symbiodiniaceae.